Messenger RNA from Limanda limanda (common dab), 775 nucleotides. It is a transcript of the gene ubtd1a, whose product is annotated as ubiquitin domain containing 1a. The coding region runs from base 5 to 775 and encodes 256 amino acids. The record is from RefSeq and is a predicted model, not a curated record. NCBI's taxonomy places the organism in Eukaryota, Metazoa, Chordata, Actinopteri, Pleuronectiformes, Pleuronectidae. The transcript has 5 exons. Gene Ontology annotation, molecular function: protein binding.
UCGGAUGUGGCAGGAGAACUGCAGACGGAUGCAUAACUUAGCGCACUGGAUUUCUGGGGCCGUGAUGGGAGGCUGUGUGGGGAGGAGGAGCAGGACGGAGGGACCAGGGAGUGCCCGGAGCUCCACCAGGAGCAAGAAACGUGGAGGACGUAACGAGCCCCUCAAGAAGGAGCAUCCGAAAUGGAAGAGUGAAUACCCAAUGACGGAGGGCCAGCUGAGGAGUAAGAGGGACGAGUUUUGGGACACGGCUCCGGCCUUCGAUGGACGGAAAGAGAUCUGGGACGCACUCAGAGCUGCAGCUCUGGCUGCCGAGUGCAAUGACCUGGAGCUAGCACAGGCCAUCGUGGACGGAGCCUGCAUUACUGUGCCUCACGGCUCCCUGACAGAGAGCUACGAUGAACUGGGAAACCGCUACCAGCUCCCGGCGUACACUUUAGCUCCGCCUGUCAACCUCAUCUCUGAAACGUCCAGCCCGAGCAAAACCUCUGAUUCUGCCCAUAAACAGGCCCCGCCCCCUCCGUGCAGACAAGAGUUCCAGCUGCGGGUGCGGUUGUCAACAGGGAUCGAUGUGCGUCUGACAGCCAGCAUGGCGGACUCCAUCGCCGAGCUGAAGAAACAGCUGGAGGAGCAGGAAGAGAUCGAAGUGAUUCGCCAGAGGUGGUUCUUCUCCGGGAAGCUCCUGACCGACAAGACUCGACUUCAGGACACCAAGAUCCAGAAGGACUUUGUCGUCCAAGUGAUUGUGAACGUGAACCCUUCAGUCUUACCCAACUGA